This is a messenger RNA of Zea mays, 806 nucleotides long. RefSeq names its product probable prefoldin subunit 4. Gene Ontology annotation, biological process: protein folding. The coding region runs from base 153 to 533 and encodes 126 amino acids. NCBI's taxonomy places the organism in Eukaryota, Viridiplantae, Streptophyta, Magnoliopsida, Poales, Poaceae. The transcript has 3 exons. Gene Ontology annotation, cellular component: prefoldin complex; cytoplasm. The record is from RefSeq and is marked provisional.
CUUUUUCCCCCGUUCGAGUGCUCGAGCUCCGACCAAAUCUCGCAGCGGUAGCAAUCCCCGAGCGGCCGAGCCCGAAGCGGGAUCAGUGGAGGACGAGUGGACGACACCCUCGAUUCUGACCUGCGGUCGGCGCGACUUACAGAGAACCGGAGAUGCAGCAGGGCGACAGCACGGAGGCGCAGGUGACGUGGGAGGACCAGCAGAACAUCAACCGCUUCGGUCGCCUCAACAACCGCCUCCACGAGCUCCAGGACGAGAUCAAACUCGCGAAGGAAACGAACGAGAACCUUGACGAUGCUGGGAACGAACUCAUCCUGUCGGACGAAGAUGUCGUGCGCUUCCAGAUCGGGGAGGUGUUUGCUCACAUGCCGAGGGACGACGUCGAGACUAGGCUGGAGCAGAUGAAAGAGGAUGCGGCUAAGAAGCUGGAGAGGCUAGAGGAGGAGAAGGAAUCCGUCCUCGCCCAGAUGGCCGAGCUGAAGAAGAUACUGUACGGGAAGUUCAAGGACGCCAUCAACCUGGAGGAAGAUUAAGAGUAGUACUGGAGUUGUGACGACGUGGCCCUCUCUUUCUAGUUCAGGUCCUGUUUUUGUUCCCCUGCUCCCCCCACAGAAGCGCUUGGCCCGCUCGUGUAAUGGAAGCUUGAGUCUCUCAGUCUUUCAGAAGCUCUUUUCACCAAGAACCCAGAAUAGUUUUCAUUCUGCGGGUUUAUACGGAUUGAAGCUAAUGGCGCUGGGCCCAUGAAUCCUUUUUCAGUUUGAUUGUACUUGGUGUAUGUGGGUACAUCGCUUGCCCUAUUUCCUAGU